AUGGCCUACCCCUACUCCACCCCUCGCCUCGAAUUCCGCGCAAUCCGCCCCACCGCCGACCUCGCUAUCUUCAACGCCCUCAACGCCGACGUAAACGGCUACAUCAACGCCUCCGUCGCCAACAUCCACCUCCCCACAGAAUCCGACCUUGCAGAAUUCAUCAAAGACCUCGCCAAAGAUCUCCUCAGCGCGGUAAUAUGGCUCAAGCACCCCUCCAACCUCACAAUCGCGGAACGCAAGGAAUUAAUCGUGCACGCAAAAGACGCGGGAAAAGAGCAUCUCGUCGAAGGACACGGGACGGCAAUUGGUCAACUCCAUCUAGCAUCUCUUGAGCCGCGGCACGUACAUCAUCGCUGGACGGAAAUCGGGCUGGAUAUUUUGCCAGAAUAUCAGGGGAAGGGGUACGGAAGUGAGGCGAUUUCUUGGGCGCUAGACUAUGCGUUUCGGCGCGCGGGAUUGCAUCGUGUGAAGAUUAGGGCGUUCGAGUAUAACGCGGGGGCAGUGAGGCUGUAUGAGAGAUUAGGAUUUAAGUUCGAGGGGAAGGAGCGCGAGUCGUGUUGGCAUGAGGGCAGGUUUUGGGAUUCGGUGGAAUUUGGGAUGUUGGAAGGGGAGUGGAGAUGGAUGCAGGAACGUGAGAAAGAAAAUGCGUGUGAAGGGAAAAUGUGA
Parastagonospora nodorum SN15 is the source of this 666-nucleotide messenger RNA. RefSeq lists its product as hypothetical. The coding region runs from base 1 to 666 and encodes 221 amino acids. The transcript has a single exon. NCBI's taxonomy places the organism in Eukaryota, Fungi, Ascomycota, Dothideomycetes, Pleosporales, Phaeosphaeriaceae. The record is from RefSeq and is a predicted model, not a curated record. Gene Ontology annotation, molecular function: acyltransferase activity, transferring groups other than amino-acyl groups.